AUGUCGCCCCCUCUCGGCAAGUCGCGCGACUCGGCCCAGGCGCGCCUGCUCGGCUCGGGCACGUCGGGCGUCGCCGAGCUCCUCGUCUUCCACCCCGUCGACACCGUCGCCAAGCGCCUGAUGAGCAACAAGGACGCCAGCAUCAAGAUGGCGCAAGUUGUCUUCAAGGACAAGGCGCACGCCUCGCUCGGCACCAAGUUUGUCUCGCUCUUUCCCGGCCUCGGCUACGCGGCGGGGUACAAGAUUCUGCAGCGCAUCUACAAGUUUGGCGGCCAGCCGUACGCCAACGACUAUCUCGUCAAGAACCACAAGCACUUCUUUGACCGGACGUUUGGAGAGCGAAACGGAAAGAGUGUCAUGCAGGCUACCGCUGGCAGCCUGACAGGCAUUGGCGAGAUUGUUCUUCUGCCGCUCGACGUGCUCAAGAUCAAGCGUCAGACGAACCCCGAGGCGUUUCGCAGCCGCGGCUUCCUGCGCAUUGUGGCCGACGAAGGCAUGGGUCUGUACCGCGGCGCCGGCUGGACGGCGGCGCGCAACGCUCCCGGCUCCUUUGCGCUCUUCGGAGGCUCGGCAUUCACCAAGGAGUACCUCUUUGGCCUGCAAGACUAUGGCGCCGCCACGUGGAGCCAGAACUUUGUGGCGUCCAUCGGCGGAGCGGUGGCCAGCAUUACGGUGGCCGCGCCGCUCGACGUCGUAAAGACGCGCAUCCAAAACGCAAACUUUGAGUCCUCGACGGGAGGCGUGACGAUCAUCAAGGAGAUGAUUAAGAAUGAGGGAUUCGGUGCCUUUUUCAAGGGCCUCACACCAAAGGUG
This is a messenger RNA of Tilletiopsis washingtonensis, 813 nucleotides long. RefSeq names its product putative GGC1-protein of the mitochondrial carrier family. NCBI's taxonomy places the organism in Eukaryota, Fungi, Basidiomycota, Exobasidiomycetes, Entylomatales. The record is from RefSeq and is a predicted model, not a curated record. The transcript has 3 exons. The annotation marks the transcript as partial. Gene Ontology annotation, molecular function: guanine nucleotide transmembrane transporter activity. Gene Ontology annotation, cellular component: mitochondrion.